UUCUUAAUCAAGAAGCAAAUCGAUGAUCUGCCCACAGAAUUGAUCCGACAGCCAUCCUUAAACCCCUAAGAAAAUCCCCAAUUGAAUUCACCGCGGAUUUGAAAAAGAAAAAACCCUAAUUUACAUAUAUAUAUAUAUGUAUUUGGGGAUGAAUCGCCAUAGGAGAACCAGCCAUGGCUGCGAGCUCCACCUCCGCCUCUGCAUUCGCUUCUUUCUAUGGAGAUUGGAUUUCCAGGCACGAGGAGCUUCUACGGCGGCUGGACAGGCUAAUUUCGCCGGAGGACGGCUUCGACCGGUGCCGGGAAUGCAGGGAGAUGAUACCUACGGUUAUGGCGCAUUACCGCGAAUUGUUUAGGGAGAAGGCGCGGCUGGCGGCGGCGGACGUAUUUCUGGCGCUGUCGCCGCCGUGGCUGAGCUCUUUCGAGCGGGCGUUGCUGUGGAUCAGUGGAUUCCGGCCCUCGAUGCUGUUUCCGAUCGUGGAAGGGGCGGUGGCGGGGGAGCUAUCGGCGGAGCAGCGGCGGCGGAUGGCGGAGGUCCGGGCGGAGACGCGGCGGCGGGAGAAGGAGAUCGGCGAGGCGAUGGCUAGGGUUCAGGAGACGGUGGCGGAGCCGCCGGUGUGCGAGUGGCUGAGGAGGUUUGGGAAAUCGGCGGACGGCGAGGUGUCGGAGGUGGGAGAGGCGAUCGGAGGGCUGAAGGCGGCGAUGGUGGCGGAGGUGGAGAAUGCGGAUGAGCUCCGGGGGUGGACGGCGGUGGAGGUGGUGGAGAUUCUGGGGCCGGUGGCGGCGGUGAAGGUGCUGGCGGCGGCGGCGCGGUUUCAGUUGGAGUCGCGGAAUUGGGGGAUGAGGAAGGAUUCUGAGAGAGAGGGGAUUUGAUUUGAGCCGUUGGAUGGUUUUGUCAACUUUAAAUCUCAGUCGUUGAUGAGUCGACUUCUUGCGCUGGUCUUUUUAUUUUCUGCUUUAAGGAAAAAAAAAAUGAAAAAGAAAGGAAGAACUACUAAAAUACUUAUACCGAAUAAAAUAAUUAUGUCGUUUAAAA
Molecule: messenger RNA, 1035 nt
Organism: Andrographis paniculata
Lineage: Eukaryota; Viridiplantae; Streptophyta; Magnoliopsida; Lamiales; Acanthaceae
Product: protein ZW2-like
Exons: 1
Coding region: 174-872 (232 amino acids)
Biological process (GO): DNA-templated transcription
Molecular function (GO): sequence-specific DNA binding
Source: RefSeq, a predicted model, not a curated record